GUGCUGAAACAGUGCAGAAAUCCAGCAGCAAUGCUGAAGAAAGAUGGCAUAUAUUGUCUCUAUUACGGAAUAGAUUCUCUCUCUGGAGUCUCUACAGAGAGAGGAAGAGGAAAAAGUUGUCGAGGUAUCAUUUUAGCGAAGAAACAAGUGAGCAAAAAGAAUGAAAUGCUUGAAAGCAUUUUGACUUCUAGUGUGUCAUGCAUUUGAGUACCAAGAAAACUCUAAAGCUUCAUCAUGGGUGCAGACACUCUGCCCAGGAAUCAAUAAUAUUAUAAUAGCAGCAAUUCAGCCAUUUCCCCUUCAGAUGAUUUUGACUUCUUUCAUCCACUUUUGAUUAAAAAAAAGAUUUCCACAGGAAAAAAAUAUAUAUAAUGGAAAUGGAACUAUUUCUUUACUUAUCACUGAAGGAGGUUCCUGCUGAAAGUCUGAGACGAUUCUCAUCUUCUGUCAUCUUCUGCUAUCCAAACUCCUCUUCUCAAAAAGGAGACCACUUCUCAUCAAAUGAGCUCCUUUAGUAUCCAAAGAAAAUAAAUCAAGAAAUCAUAUUUGAAUUCUUCACUCUCCUUUUUGGUGAAAUAUGGUAGUAAAUGAUUAAUGCUUGGAAGAUCCAUUGGCCAUCCACAGUCCAUGCACCAUGAUGGAGAGGCUGCCUGCUGCCCCUAUCUCCUUCACAUGCUGUCAUGUCAAUGUGUGCAUGCACCACCAAACAAAAACCUAAAAGCUAUCUAUCACCAUGGCUAAAGCCAUGUUAUAUAUACCAUGUUAUCUGCAAUUGCUCGGAUCAUUCCAAACUCCUUGAGCUCCACAGAUGACUGGAAUCUAGGAGCAAACAAUAUAUCCAGCAGCUAGCUAGCAUGUGUUCUGGCUCCUGCAACAGUAAGAAGCUCUCUUCGUCUUCAGCUGUAUUCAGACAGCAGCAGCAGCAGCAGCAGCAGCCUGCUCAUGCCUCCAUGACUCUUAGGAGGAAGAGGCUAAGGCUGAGAAGGAGGGAGACGGCGAGGAGAUCAUCCGACGGAGCCGAGAUGGUGAUGCUGAACCUGAAGCUCUACCUGGAGAACAGGUGCAUCCUGGCCGAGAACGAGAUGCUGAGGGAGAAGGCCACCGCGCUCCGCCGGGAGAACCUCGCGCUGCGCGCCGACCUGUGCAAGACAUCGCCAUCGCCGGCUCCGGCCGCCGCGUCCAGCUGCUGAACCGAACACCCGCCGCCGGCGCCGCCGCCUUGCAAGCUACAGCUAGCUCGCGAGGUGUUUUGUGCUGCUGCUGGUUUUGCCUAGAAAACAUGAGCUUUCUUGGCCUCUUCUUGGCAAUGUCUGGCCUUGCUCUAUCAGCUUUGAUUACUGCAUGUCAGAGUCAGGCCAGUGAUGAUGAUCAGCCAGACUGCCACUAGGUUUUCUGGGGGCCUCCUUUGUGUGUGUUUUUGUGGCAUGAUGCUUGUACAUUGGAAGUUUGUGAGAAUCAACUAGAUUUUCUUUGGCUUGCUCAUUUGGAAGGAGAGGGAAGGCAAACCAAAACAGCUUAAUUAAUAUGAUCAAAAGGACAAAAUCAGCUUUGCG
Messenger RNA from Oryza brachyantha (malo sina), 1553 nucleotides. Its product is annotated as protein LITTLE ZIPPER 2-like. Bases 855 to 1190 code for a protein of 111 amino acids. The transcript has 2 exons. Lineage: Eukaryota; Viridiplantae; Streptophyta; Magnoliopsida; Poales; Poaceae. The record is from RefSeq and is a predicted model, not a curated record.